Sceloporus undulatus (fence lizard) is the source of this 957-nucleotide messenger RNA. RefSeq lists its product as uncharacterized. The transcript has 2 exons. Lineage: Eukaryota; Metazoa; Chordata; Lepidosauria; Squamata; Phrynosomatidae. Gene Ontology annotation, molecular function: nucleic acid binding. The record is from RefSeq and is a predicted model, not a curated record. The coding region runs from base 124 to 957 and encodes 277 amino acids.
GAUUCCGAAAGAUGCUCCGCCUUCCUUCCUGCAGACCGCUUCCAAGCACUGGUUACAUCGCUGAGACCCUGCAUCUCCCACAGAAGAGUGAGGGCCAGGGACGUUCAGAUCGCCCUGGGUCACAUGGCAUCAACGACCUUCGUGACGCCGUGGUCGAGACUUCGCCUACGCCCGCUCCAGGCUUGGUUUCUGUCGGUCUUCUCUCCGAUGGAGGAUUCCCCGUCCAAAUGGUUGACGGUACCGAGGCCGGUAGCCGCCUCCCUGAACUGGUGGCUGGACGAGCACAACGUGCGCGCGGGGAUGCCCUUUCAUCAACCGCAACCGCAGGUGACGUUGACAACCGAUGCUUCCCUAGAGGGCUGGGGCGCCCAUCUCCUCGACCUAGUCGUCAAGGACAAAUGGUCAGACUCGGACAGUCUCCUCCACAUCAAUGCCCUCGAGAUGCUCGCGGUCGAGAAGGCUCUGAGAGCUUUCGAAUCCGCCGUGACAGGCAGGGUGGUGCUCUUGAGGACGGACAACACCACCGUGAUGUAUUACAUCAACAAACAGGGUGGCACCAAGUCAAGGACCCUCCUCGAGAUUACCCUGCGCAUCUGGGACUGGUGCAUACAGAGACAGGUCCUCCUUCAAGCGAUCCAUCUGCCGGGAGAGGACAACGACUUGGCAGACCGCCUCAGCAGAUCGCCCUCGGUAUGCCACGAAUGGAGGCUUCAUCCGGAAGCGGUCAGCGUCUUGUUCGACAGGGUGGUCUCCAAGAUGAUGCUAGACCAUACGGACGCGAUCCUGAUCACGCCAUGGUGGCCGAGACAGCCUUGGUUCGCAUCCCUUCUGCAUCUCUCCAGAAGGUGCUUCGUUCGCCUCGAGCCUCGCCCGGACCUGCUGUCGAUCCAGGACGGACGAAUUCUCCACCCCGACAUCGAGAGCCUGCCGCUGGUAGCCUGGAGGAUUCAGCCCUGA